AUCGAUCUCGAUCCAUUCAGAAUAGACUUUAACCGAUCAUACAAGUAGCCGUGUUCAAGGGCGCGACGUCAAACUCCGGGGCACAACCGACCAAUAAACAUCUCUGGGAUCGGAAAAUCUACGCACGACCGUGUGCAAAUUCUGAGCACGCGACACAUUACUCAUUCCAAAACAGCGCAGAUUCAUGGUAUAUGACAUAUAUAAGCAAGGAGAAAUACCCCGCAAGGCACUGUCAUAGCAUCGUAACAACCUCACAUGGAGAGCAACACGAUGGCGAACACAGCAAACAAUGAGGAGAUCAGUCUGGACGAUCGAAACCAGCACGACCAAGAGGUACACAACAGCUAUGCUCAUCCAGCGCCCACAGACCAUGGCAGACAAGCCAACUUGGUCCUCCUGGGUUGCUCGUUGUUACAACUACCUGUCUGGGGAUUCCCCAUCUCAUACGGUGUUUUUCAAGAAAACUAUGCUUCUGCCGCAACAGAUCUGAAGGGCGAUAUCAGUAGUACGGGUAUCAUUGGAACGACAUUGAAUGGUAUAAUCUACCUAUCCAUGCCAGUCUUGUUCGGCCUGUUCACCAACAAGUACGCUCACUAUCGAAGGCAUGCCGGCGCGAUAGGCAUCGUCCUUUUGGUCGGAAGCCUGGUCUUGUCGUCGUUCGCAAAGGAGGUCUGGCAACUAGUCCUGACUCAAGGCGUUCUUCAAGCGCUGGGUAGCACACUCCUCUUCAGCUCAAGCACCAUUUACCUCGAUGAGUGGUUUGUACGUCGGAAAGGCUUCGCAUAUGGAGUCAUGCUGUCCGUCAAAUCUGCCGUUGGGGCAGGCACUCCCCUACUUUUCGGCUAUCUCAUUUCGAAACUGGGAUUUCGAAACACCCUUCGAAUAUGGUCUGCGAUAGCUUUGGCAAGUUCCGCCCCGGCAUUGUUCUUGCUCCGACCACGCUUCGAACUGAGUAGAGACGACAGACGGACACGUCGCCUCUCCUGGCGAUUUCUUCGUCAUCCAACAUUCUACGUCUUCCAAGCCUGCAACAUCAUAUUCAGCGCCAGUUACGGUAUGCCACAGACAUAUCUGUCCACUUUUGCAGGGACAGUCCUUCAGUUUUCGGCUUUCAACAGCGCUUUGAUUUUGGCAGGAUUGAACGCCCCGAGCAUCCUUGCGAGCUUUUGGUUUGGCUUGCUGAGUGACGGCAAAGGUAUCUGGCCAAGGAGUCGACCGUUGUCAAUAUCAACAAUAACAUUCCUGUCCGCCAUUGGCGCUUGUCUGCCAGUAUUUCUCUUCUGGGGACCAGCAUCCAACCAGUCUGCGGGAGGUAUUGUCCUGCUAGCAUUUUUUGCUGCCUUUUAUGGAUUCUUCGCUGGUGGUUACUCUGCAAUCUGGGGUGGGAUAGUGAAGGAGUUGGGAAGAGAAGCAGAGCACCACAACGAACCGGUCGACACAGCCUUAAUUUUCGGUUUGCUGAACGGGGGGCGUGGCAUCGGAUAUGUGGCGGGUGGAUUUGUCGGAAUACAGCUUCUGAAAGAAGGUGCUGUAUCUUCGAGCCACUGGGCAUAUGGAACAAAGUAUGGGAGCCUAAUCCUGUUCACGGGUAUUGGCACAGCACUGGGAGGAGCCAGCAUUAUCCUUCAGAGUAGGCGCCUGUUCCAGGGCCGCUCGUGAUGUUGUGCUGGUAAAUGUUGGGAAGUAGGUUUUGAGUAGCCAUGAU
This is a messenger RNA of Exophiala viscosa, 1705 nucleotides long. Its product is annotated as major facilitator superfamily domain-containing protein. Gene Ontology annotation, molecular function: transmembrane transporter activity. Gene Ontology annotation, cellular component: membrane. The record is from RefSeq and is a predicted model, not a curated record. The transcript is spliced from 3 exons. NCBI's taxonomy places the organism in Eukaryota, Fungi, Ascomycota, Eurotiomycetes, Chaetothyriales, Herpotrichiellaceae. Gene Ontology annotation, biological process: transmembrane transport. The coding region runs from base 256 to 1659 and encodes 467 amino acids.